Molecule: messenger RNA, 1302 nt
Organism: Penicillium mononematosum
Lineage: Eukaryota; Fungi; Ascomycota; Eurotiomycetes; Eurotiales; Aspergillaceae
Product: putative RING finger domain protein
Exons: 4
Coding region: 1-1302 (433 amino acids)
Biological process (GO): protein ubiquitination
Cellular component (GO): cytoplasm
Molecular function (GO): ubiquitin protein ligase activity
Source: RefSeq, a predicted model, not a curated record
AUGGAUAACGGCGACCGCAUGUUAUGCCAUGCCUGUGGCGGGGUUUGGAUAAGGGAUGGUGAUUUGACAUGCCCACAUUGUCAAUCCGAGUUCACAGAAAUAAUUGAAAUUCCCCCAGAACCGCCUUCUGAAGGUUCACCCUCACACCGAGCUGCCUCCUCGUCGCCUCCACGCGUCAACCCGUGGGUAGACCACAAUCCAUGGGAACGAGAACCACAAGAAUCGCAAGAACGGCAAAGCCCUGGGCUUCCUGGAAGCGGCACUCCGCCAUUCUCCUCCAUACACACAUAUCGAUCGCCCAACGGCCGUUUCUCAUUCAGCAGUGCGACACUUGAUACUGGGAUGCCUUCUGGUCAGCGCAACAAUGGCCCGAACCCUAUGGUUCCGAUGAUGAUACAAAGCUUCGACACUCUUUUACAAAGUUUAAUGGAGCCAAACCCUCGUGGGUACAGGGGAUUUGGAGACGACCCCUUCCAUCCUCAGUCCUCUACGUCACCCGACUGGCUAGAGGACGAGCACCUCACCGGCGGUCAUCCAGGCCUAUCUCCCCGCAAUGGAGAUGGGCCGCAACGUAUCAACAUAAAUGAAAUCAUGGACGCCGUUCGCGCUGACAUCGGGGUACAAACUAUGCGACGUGCACGGGGAAAUCGUGGCGGCCCGGCAAGCCCCCAUGCUCUUUCAAUAUUGUCUGCCAUUCUCAAUAUGACUCGAAGUGGAGAUGCAGUAUAUUCACAGGAGGAGCUUGACCGAGUCAUCACAGAACUGGUUGAGAAUACUGGGACAAGCACUGCGGCACCGCCAGCAUCUGAUGCUGCUAUCCAAGCUUUGCCGAAGAAGAAGGUUAAUGAAGAUAUGAUGGGAUCUGAAGGAAAAGCAGUGUGCUCGAUUUGCAUGGAUAACGUUGAACUCGGUUUGGAAGUCACUGUGUUACCAUGCACGCAUUGGUUUCAUUUCAACUGCAUCCAUGCAUGGCUGACUCAACAUAACACUUGUCCGCAUUGCCGGCGCAGCAUCAAUGCAAAUACAGAAGCCGGGGAAGGCACCUCUGAGAAUCCGGUGGUGAUCCAGGAUAGUCCUGAGCAGCCGAGAUCCGACCGGCGUCACAGUUCUUCUCGCACUAUGCGCAGCGGUCGAUCCUCGUUAUCUUCAUUUCAGUCUCGACUCUCCCCGCGGAUUUCACCGCGCCGGUCCCCAACGCCAGAGGGAGGAGAAUCUAGCAACCGACGGCUCAGCCGGGGUGAGAAUAGCAGUGGAGGGGGAUUUGCGAAUUGGUUUGCGAACCGGUUUGGAAACAGCUCAUGA